GGAAAGACACGGCUAGGAGGGGAUAACACCAUAUAGCGUCGCGACGCACGGCGUCCGAUUUAGUUUCUACUCGGCGUCAUCUAAGUUUCAAAGUCAGACUAAACCGGAAAAACUAUCGUCCACGAAGGAAACGACACUGCAACGACAUGCCGGCUCGCAACAAGGAGCAAGAGGGUGAGGUUCUCGCCUGGAUUGAGGCUGUAGUAGGUGAGAAACUCCCCCCUGGAAACUACGAGGACAUCUUGAGGGAUGGUGUGAUUCUCUGUCAAUUAAUUAACAAACUCGCGCCAGGAUCGGUGAAGAAGAUUCAAUCUAAAGGCACCAAUUUCCAGCUUAUGGAAAAUAUUCAGAGAUUCCAAGCGGCGAUCAAGAACUAUGGCGUCCCGCAAGAGGAAAUUUUCCAAACUGCGGAUCUCUUCGAGAGACGUAACAUCCCUCAAGUUACCCUCUGCCUGUAUGCGUUGGGCAGAAUUACCCAGAAACAUGAGGAAUGGACUGGGCCAAGAUUAGGACCGAAGAUGGCGGAUGAGAACAAGAGAACCUUCACGGAGGAACAGCUUCGUGCCAGUGAAGGUCAAGUGAAUCUUCAAAUGGGUUACAACAAAGGCGCCACUCAAUCCGGUCACGGUGGUUUCGGCAAUACGCGACAUAUGUAAAUCUUUUUUAGAUGCAAAUUAACGUACGCCUAUUACUACUACAUACAUCUACAAUGACUGCUUAAGUUCUAUCAAACAUAGAGUAAAAUAAAAAUGUCGAAACAAGUCGCAUUUUUCAAUUACGUCCAAAAUGCGAGGAUAAAACUGUCUUCUUAACGUAUUCAUUGAAUUUGCGUAAGUUUCGUCGUAGGUAAUGUCCGACCAUUUUUUACUGUCACUACUGUUAUCGAUAUAAAUGAGUUACUUCGAAAGUACUUCGCGUUAGUACUUUUCCGACAAGUUACAAAUCAUAGAAAUCAUCUAUUUUACACCGUUAUGACAUGUAUAUCUGGAGUAUCCGAUAACUAUACAAUUACUACUUUUCAGUCAACUUCAGAUAUUGAUAUUUAACAACUCUAAUAUAUAUACAUUAUAUUCUUCUUCCUUUUCUAUAUAUAAAGCGCCCAUAAGCAGUGUUAAUUAUUAUAACCUUCUGUCUAUUUGCGACAGAAUAUAUUUUUUAUAUAAACUCACAACACAGUGUAGUUUGCAUGUAAAUGUAAAUAUAAGCUCUUUUUGCUGUCGAUGAAAUUGCGAGGUAAAAGCGCUUUAUAUUUUACGGAAUCCUAAUUUAUUUAAACGUACACAUACGCACACGUACAAUCCCAAACAAUUUUUACCACACAUUACAAUUACAUUUUGUGUUAAAUAUACGUACUCGUUGUCGGUUGAAUACGUGUUGUCUUAAACAACAAUAAAAAAGUGUUGCACAUUAAUAUUA
This is a messenger RNA of Odontomachus brunneus, 1416 nucleotides long. RefSeq names its product muscle-specific protein 20. The transcript is spliced from 4 exons. Gene Ontology annotation, biological process: actomyosin structure organization. Gene Ontology annotation, molecular function: actin binding. The record is from RefSeq and is a predicted model, not a curated record. The coding region runs from base 147 to 656 and encodes 169 amino acids. NCBI's taxonomy places the organism in Eukaryota, Metazoa, Arthropoda, Insecta, Hymenoptera, Formicidae.